This is a messenger RNA of Myxocyprinus asiaticus (Chinese sucker), 2285 nucleotides long. RefSeq names its product protein BTG3-like. The transcript is spliced from 5 exons. Gene Ontology annotation, biological process: negative regulation of mitotic cell cycle; negative regulation of cell population proliferation. Bases 150 to 839 code for a protein of 229 amino acids. The record is from RefSeq and is a predicted model, not a curated record. NCBI's taxonomy places the organism in Eukaryota, Metazoa, Chordata, Actinopteri, Cypriniformes, Catostomidae. Gene Ontology annotation, cellular component: cytoplasm; nucleus.
GUGACGUCACCUGGGAGUCGCACUGAACUGUGCUGGAUCUGUGCUGGAACUGUCUCGUGACGUGCGCAAGCCAGGCAGGCAGGAGUUGACCACAUGUGGAUGAAAGGAAAACACGACGUUGGACCAGGAUUUCAGCUCAACAGCUAACAAUGAAGAAAGAAAUAGCGGCAGUGGUAUUUUUCCUGAAGCGGUUGAUAAAGAAGGCUGAGAAGUUGGACGCAGAAAAAGUGGAUCGGUUUGUGGAGCGGUUAACGGUGGCACUACAGGAAAAGUACAAGGGUCACUGGUAUCCAGACAACCCCAGCAAGGGCCAAGCAUUCAGGUGUAUCAGAGUUAACCGGUUUCAUAAAGAGGAUGCAGAAUUGCUAAGAGCUUGUGUUGAGAGUGGAGUGCAGUACAAAGACCUCGGUCUGCCUAAAGAGCUCACCCUUUGGGUUGACCCUGGAGAGGUGUGCUGUAGGUAUGGUGAGAAGAACCAUGGCUUUACUGUGGCCAGUUUCUCAAGUGAUGACGAUGAUGAUAAAGAGGAUGUGACUAAGAAAGUGACAAGUGCUGUGGAGAGGGUCACAUCGGAUUACCACUCUGGAUCCUCCUCGGAUGAGGACACCAGCUUUAGAGAGCCUCAGUUCACCCCAUCAUUCUAUAACCACCCCCCAUACCAGCUUAUGUAUCCCAGUGCCCCAGUGUGGCAGCCUGUACCAAGGAGGAAAUUCAGCCCAGGAAAAGGGCACUACCUUCCAAGGCCACACUACAUGAUUCGCCCACCUUGUAGACCCAACCAUUCAUUUAAGCCACACAGCUGGGUCCAGCAUGUAUACCACAGCAAGCAUGGAUACUAGUAAAGCACCCUUACUGAACACACCAGCUUCAGUGACCACUGCAACUGUUAGUUUAUUGGUGUUAGUGUGAGGGUUGUUCAAUUGAAAAGUGUUUUUUUUUUUUAAGUUACAACUAAGAUGACUGACCAAAUUUUUUAUAAUGUAUUUUUGUAGUUCUAUUGUCACUCUUUUGACUUGACUUGUCUACUUUUUUAAAGAAAGAUAACAUUAACUGUUUGCACUUUAGAUUAUUUGUAAUAGAGCGUGUGUAAGGUAAAUUCGUACAUUUUGGAUUAGGUCAUUUUCAUGCAUUUAAAUUUUUAUGGUAAUGGUAAUAUUUGCUGUAUUUGUAUUUAUGUUAAAUGGGAUUAUUGUAAUUUGAUAACACUUUACGUAAUGUUUUUGUGAUAGUUUCAGUGACCAAAUGUUUUAUUUAUUCACAGUAAGUUAUUAUGUAUUGCAUAGACCACUUAAAUUAUGGAUAACAUUAAAAACAUUUUUCAACAUUAAAAAAUUUGGAACUUUUAAUUUUUUGAUGCUGUAAUUUUGUUAAGAAACCACUAGGUGGCAUCAUGACGUAAUAUUUAAUUACAGUAUAAUUGCACACUUUGAAUUGGGAGCAUGAAAUAUUUGACUUGUUUACUAGACAGUACAUGACUGGCAAAAUUGGAGAAAACUUAGUGCAUUGAAGUUUUUUUUUAGGUUUUUUUUUUUUAUUUGCCCAUUCUCUCAAGGAAUCCUGCUAUGCUAUUUUGAAAUGUAUAAUGUUUGUGAAAAUGCACUAGUGGCACUGAUUUUUUCCUCUAAGUUCAACAAGUUCAGUAUGUUGGCCACACCUUCCUCAACUCUGAGCACAGCAAACUGUUCUCAAACUCUAACCAAGUUUAAGAAGAAAUGACUCCACUUCAUGACUAUAAUUACAGACAGAGGCAUUGCUUAAGAAUUCACUUCACUUUUCCCACACCCUUUUCUGUUGGCUUAUACUAUUGUGUGUGGAUCCACAGUCUUCCUUGUACUUGCAAGAAGGUUGCUGAUAUAUAGUGUACUGGUCAAUGCCAAUAGUACCUUAAGUCCAAAUGUCACCAAAACAAACAGAAUAACAUGUGUUUCCAUCAUUGCAAUUGUUAUAUUUUGUAAUAUAUUAAAAAGUAAUGAUAGCUGUGUAGGUCCAUACAUGCAAGUGAAUGGUGACCAAAACUUUGAAGCUCCAAAAAAGCACAUAAAGGCAGCAUAAAAAUGCUACUACUCCUGUAGUUUAAUCUGUGUCUUAAGAAGUGGGUACUGCCUUAAUGUGCUUUUUGGAGCUUUAAAAUGUUGGUACCCAUUCACUUGUUUUGUAUGGACUUACAGAGCUGAGAAAUUCUUCUAAAAGUCUUUGUGUUCUCCAGAAUAAAGAAAGUCAUACACAUCAGGGAUGGCAUGAGGGGUGAAAAUUAUGAGAGAACUUUAGUAUGUCAUCACUGUUUU